Messenger RNA from Scomber scombrus (Atlantic mackerel), 697 nucleotides. RefSeq names its product tumor necrosis factor receptor superfamily member 5-like. Gene Ontology annotation, biological process: positive regulation of peptidyl-tyrosine phosphorylation; defense response to Gram-positive bacterium; positive regulation of cytokine production involved in immune response. Gene Ontology annotation, cellular component: external side of plasma membrane. NCBI's taxonomy places the organism in Eukaryota, Metazoa, Chordata, Actinopteri, Scombriformes, Scombridae. The record is from RefSeq and is a predicted model, not a curated record. The transcript is spliced from 4 exons. Gene Ontology annotation, molecular function: protein binding. Bases 1 to 603 code for a protein of 200 amino acids.
AUGAUUUGUUUUGUUACAGGAGGUCGAGUUAAAACAGAUUGUACAAAGUUCAGAAGUACAUCCUGUCUGUCCUGUAUUGAUGGAAGCUUCAUGGAUGAACCAACAGCACGUAGACAGUGCUUCCUCUGUACAAACUGUGAUUCAGGUUCUGGUUUGAGGAUAAAGACAUCAUGCACAACAUUAUCAAAUACAGUUUGUGAACCUCUGGAUGGAUUCUAUUGUACAGACUCUGAUAAAGACAACAAACACAACUGUAUAGCAGCACAGGAACACACAAGCUGUGAACCAGGACAAUAUAUCAGACACAAAGGAACGGCCUUCACAGACACUGAGUGCACUGACUGCAGUAGUGACACAUUUUCAGAUGGGACAUCUACAUCUUGUCAGUCACAUACAAAAUGUGAAUCAUUAAAUCUUCAGCUGAUAAAAGCAGGAACUGCUUCAACUGAUGCAGAAUGUGGAGAACAUAGUUCAAACACAGCAGUAAUUGUGGGCGCUGUCAUUGUGUUUGUUGUGUUACUUAUCACCGGAGCAUCUCUACUUGUAUUUUUCUAUCUCAGAAAAAAAAGUUCUCAAAACUCAGGUAAGAUUUGUAUGAAUUAAAUAAACAUCAUAGUUCUGUAAGAUGAUCAUACUUUUUGUCACAUCAUAAUGUUAUUAAGAUGAUUUACUCAUUGAUAUUUUUUUAAUAUAGAAG